AGUUGCGUCACGACUGAAGUAGAUAUUUUGCAAAGAUGGCGGCGUUGAUGGUUCCCCGACUUCCCAUCCUCGGCUCUUUUAAUCUAAGGGCCAUUUCAUCAUUAACAACUCACAAAAAAGUUCAGUUGACAGACACAAAGGAUGAAAACUCCAAAAGCCUGGUCUCGAUUAGAGAGAAAAGCACGGCUCUGGCUACAAAACCAGCUUCCGCUGUCAGCAGUAAGGGUGAAUACAUCAUCACCAAGCUGGAUGAUCUGGUCAACUGGGCACGAAGAAGCUCCUUGUGGCCCAUGACCUUUGGUCUGGCAUGUUGUGCUGUGGAGAUGAUGCACAUGGCUGCCCCUCGUUAUGACAUGGAUCGAUUUGGUGUUGUAUUCAGAGCCAGCCCCAGACAAGCUGAUGUCAUGAUUGUUGCAGGAACACUCACAAAUAAAAUGGCUCCUGCUUUACGAAAGGUGUAUGAUCAGAUGCCAGAGCCCAGAUACGUCAUUUCCAUGGGAAGCUGUGCUAAUGGAGGAGGCUACUAUCAUUACUCUUAUUCGGUGGUCCGAGGAUGCGAUCGCAUUGUUCCAGUGGACAUCUACGUCCCAGGUUGCCCUCCAACGGCAGAGGCUCUGCUUUAUGGAACUCUGCAGUUACAGAAAAAGAUCAAACGAGAGAAGAAAAUGAGAAUUUGGUAUCGCAAGUGAGAUGGGAUUGACGUGUGUCUGGUCUGUAAAAAUAAAUAUUUAAAAUUGGUAAUUUGUUGUGCAAAUUACUCUAGCUUAAGCUCCUACUCUUUGCACAAUAAAGGACUUUCUGCCUAAACGCUGAGCAUUUGAAUUCAUUUUGAUCAGAUAUUUGUAUUUUACAUGUCUGAGUCAACACAAAAUAGGUUCCUUUGGAAAAUAUGUAGGCAUUAUGACCAAAACUGAACAUGUGUUUUGAAAUUUGUGUUCUGUUUUGAUAAUUUAUUAAUAAUUAUGCACUGUACAUCUUAUUGUAAUCUGUAAAAUCAUGAUCAAAUACCCAUGUGUCACAUGUUGUUGGAAAGCUCUCAAAGAGUUGGAUACAACCUGCCUAUUUGUACUCUGACAAAAAUAUAGUCAGUAAUAGCUAUGUACAUGUCUUUGACAUUUAAGUUUCAUGUGAACAGGUGUUGUUUACCUGCAGUGUUUUCUCUUAUAACUUCAUGAAAUGUAAACAACAAAAUAUCACAUUAUUUAGAUGAGGCAAUUAUCUUUCAAACGAGCCCUCACACAAGGUAAUCGAAUGCAUAGAUCAUUAGAUAAUUGACAAAGUACAAUGUGCACAGUGCACACUGCAUCUGACAUCUUGCAAUCUGGCUGAAAACACCUUAGAGUUCCUUGAUCAGAUGACCUUGUUGUAAAUACAUUUUACAGUGGGAUUGGGUUAACGAAUCAGAUUGGGUUAAGAUCAGUGCAAAAAGUCAUCCAUAUUUGGGCAGGGAGGCAUGUGAUUGGUGACUGUUACAUAUGGCCACAAGAUGGCACUAAGCACAUGACAGACUCAAUGGCUGUGUCUCAUUUGGAAGGUUGUGUCCUCCGUAGGUCGCAUUUGUCUGAUGCAUACGUCAUCAAGGCUGUCUCAUUUCAUAAAAGCGAGUAGGACACUUCAAAUGCAGCCUUCUUUCACUGGAAUUCGGUGGAUGCAUAAGGUGUAUCCUUCUGGGCACUCACAACCCACAAUUCUUUGCUUCAACGGAAAUGUCUAAAACAAAUAAUGCCAAUUUGCCUGUAAAAAUUAUGUUCAAACGCCACGAAUGUUAAUUCCCAAGUAGAAGUACCUCCAGUAGAUGGGUGCAGAGUAUAGAAUAUGUAUAAUUAUAUUAAUAUAUAAUUAAAAUAAAGUGUUUGACUGAAAGUACAACUGUAAAAUCUAUUUUAUUUUCACUUUACAUCAUUAGUCUCCUAAAUUUUACCUCAUACAUUCCUUUCUAAAGGGACUUUGUUGCCUUCUCACUCAUAGCGUUCGUGCUUGUUAAAAAAGAGUGGCGUGCUGUCAUAGCAACCAUAUUACAUUCCGUUUCCGUUUGUCCGACGAAGGCCUUCUCGUAUAAACCAGAUUUGUUUAAGAAAUGCUCGUAUACUGUAGCCUUCAAAAGACGUGUCCUACCUAGCUUGCAGCCUUCCAAACAAGACGCAGCCUUCCAAACAAGACACAGCCAAUGCCACAGCUCAGAUGGCACUGAAUGAAACUCGUUCUGUGAAAUCUCAUUACUAAAAUCAUGUUAUGCUAUGCAACAAUGCUAUGCAAACCUUGAGUCAUUGUGUUUGCAUGUGUAAUUCGUUUUUAUGUAAAAUUGUGUUUUAUUUGUUUGGAGAGGCUUUAUGAACACUUGGAGACAUUUUUGAACACUAGGUUAAAUUAUAUUUGUAAUGCUAUAACUUUUUGCUUUGUUGUAUCAGCACAUUUUCCUUACAGUUUACAUGAUUGGGAAUUUUGACUUUUUUUUUUCAGUUUCUUAGGAGAAUCACAUAAUUUAUCAUUUUCUUUACAAUGAUCCCAAUCACUUGACACUAUUUUAUUAUUUUUGUUUUGUUUUUUCAAGUUAUAAAUCUUUAAUUUUAGAUAUGCCACUGAAACA
Messenger RNA from Xyrauchen texanus (razorback sucker), 2587 nucleotides. RefSeq names its product NADH-quinone oxidoreductase subunit B-like. Gene Ontology annotation, biological process: electron transport coupled proton transport; aerobic respiration; mitochondrial respiratory chain complex I assembly. The record is from RefSeq and is a predicted model, not a curated record. The transcript is spliced from 8 exons. Gene Ontology annotation, molecular function: quinone binding; NADH dehydrogenase (ubiquinone) activity; 4 iron, 4 sulfur cluster binding. Lineage: Eukaryota; Metazoa; Chordata; Actinopteri; Cypriniformes; Catostomidae. The coding region runs from base 36 to 689 and encodes 217 amino acids.